Messenger RNA from Cylindrotheca closterium, 1299 nucleotides. The record is from the annotation of a GenBank genome assembly. Lineage: Eukaryota; Bacillariophyta; Bacillariophyceae; Bacillariales; Bacillariaceae.
AUGAAGAUUGCUCUUGCUUCUGCGUUCCUUUUCUCUUCGGCCAUGGCCUAUGAAGGUCAUAAAGACCAUGCCCACCAUCGUGUCCACGGACAUCAUGGUCGUCAUGGUCAUCAUGGUCAUCACGGAAACCUCCGUGAAGAACAUCCUUACCAAGACAAGCCUCAUUCGCACAUUGCUUACCAUCACGUCGAGCAAGCUUGUGCCAAGGAUGUUCAAACCUUCUGUACCGCUCCUACUGCCCAAAACCCGCUCCUGAUCCCAAAUAUGGAGUGGGCCUUUCCCUCGGACCGUGAGCUCAUGGACAUUGCUCAUACUAUGGAUCAAAUGAUCGAGUCCUUCUUUUCCAUGCCUCCACCAUCCUCUCGUCAUCAUUAUGGCACGGUUACUAUUUACACUCCCAAGAUGAUCCACGAAUCUCCCAAGAGAGCCACGGUUCAUGAUUUGAACUUUGUAGCUGAUUCCACUGCGUCUCAAUUGGCUUCCCAAACCAAGCCGGAAGAAAUCCCUCAGUUGGCCGAAAAGCUAAACAUGUAUGGAGAACACUUGAUGGCUUCUUCGGAAGAAGGAAAGCCCGACCAUCACAUUGGUCGUCGUUUGACCGAAGUGGAUUCCAACACUUUGGAGUCACACGUUCGCCUUCCCUUUGGAUGCCACAAGAAUGCUUGCUUGAUGCACAUGCGAUCCCAUGUGUCUCCCGAGUGUGCUCGUUCCAUUAAGGAAUUGGAGAACAUUAGCCACUUGGAACACCAAUUGGAAGAACACCAAGAUGCUCAAUUGAUGUACAUGUUCAUUUACUUUGCCCUUUUGAUGAUCUUCUUGGCCUUGGUCAUCAAGAAGGCCCGCAAGGACAUGGGCAAGCACCGCUUCGGACACAAGAUUCUCGAGGCUGUCUACGCCAAUCCCGAACUCAAGCGUCAAGUCGAACUUGAAAUGGGACAAUCGGUCGGAGAACAAGCUCCUGUCCCUCGCAUGGGAGGCCGUAAAUGGAAGGAACAAGUUGCGGGUAUGCAACGCAUGCGCUUCUUUUUCCUCCUUGCCAUUGUGUAUGCGUUUAUUGCGGCUCCCUUUAUGAUUUUGCCCAUUUGCGUUUUGGCCAUGUUUGUCCGCGUCAUGCACAUGUGUGUGAUUGUUCACCAGAAGGAUAGUGAUGAUAAUGACGACCACGAAGAAGAAGAAAAAGAUGAUAUGGAGAAGCCUCUUCUUGAAGAAUACACUCCUCCCACUGUUGGAGAGGGACAAAAGCACUCUUUUGAACCCAAGAAGGAGGUCUUUAAUGGAAUUCGCGUCACCACUGUUUAG